Knipowitschia caucasica is the source of this 576-nucleotide messenger RNA. The record is from the annotation of a GenBank genome assembly. Lineage: Eukaryota; Metazoa; Chordata; Actinopteri; Gobiiformes; Gobiidae.
AUGCACAUUCGAAAGACGCGGCCGGACGGGAACUGCUUCUACAGAGCGUUCGGCUUCGCUCACCUGGAGUCGCUGCUGGACGACAGUAAAGAGCUUCAGAGAUUCAAAGAGGUGGCAGCUAAAAGUAAACAAGACCUGGUGGAGGAGGGUUUCACAGAAUUCACCAUCGAGGAUUUCCACAACACUUUCAUGGACCUGAUCGAGGUGUGCGAGAAGCAGCAGAACCUACAGGACCUGUGGAGCUCCUUCAACGACCAGAACGUGUCGGACUACAUGGUGGUCUACCUGCGGCUACUGACCUCCGGGUACCUGCAGCGGAAACCCAGCUUCUUCCAGCAUUUCAUCGAAGGAGGACGCUCCAUCAAAGAGUUCUGUCAGCAGGAGGUGGAGCCCAUGUCUCGGGAGAGCGACCACAUCCACAUCAUCGCCUUGGCCGCGGCGCUGAACGUGACCAUCAGAGUGGAGUACAUGGACAGAGGAGACGGCGAGGUCAACCACCACACGUUCCCCGAAGGAGGAGACCCACGCAUAUUCCUCCUGUACCGACCCGGCCACUACGACAUCCUUUACAAAUAG